UAAUAACUACAUUUGCCACCACGAAAGGAACAAGCUUGUAACCUUCCAUCGCAAUUUUGGUGCUCUCUCCCCCUUCUCCCGCGUUCUGCUUUCUUUGUAGGCACGUGCAUGGCCAUCCAUCUACCAGUCAACCCGUGGACCGUCCGUUUCUCAAGCAGCGCGGUGUACGACCCGAACCAAAACCGUGACAACUGGUGAUCGGUCUACGCUUCUGCUGCGAUGAGCCACGUGUCUAGCCCUCCGACGGUCCAAUCUGUUACAGUUCGCUUUGUCGGUCCCGCCUAUGGGUGCACUUUUUAAGGCUAAGGUUUUGGGGGCGGCGUCUCCACGUGCUCGCCCAACGGGCUCCUACCAAACGUUCUCACCAAAUAAUUCUCCCUCAAAAGUUACGCGCACCUCUCCUCCCCUCUCAAAAAAUAUUUCCAUUUCUAUGAUUUAAAUUAUAUUAAUAGCUAUAUAUUUAUGCUAUUGUACGACGAAUGUACAAUUUCAUAGCCCUCCGAUCCUGGAAACAUUAAUUAGAGCACUUCAAAAAUUAACUUGACGUCCCAAAUUAAAAUUUCCACUGACGCUGGGAGGACUUGCACUCCACUGGAAACACUACCGUCGCAGCGCUUUCAUCACCUCAUUUCUGUCACAGCUGCGGCCUAAGUGGGGGUGAAAUCCUCCUGCUGUCCGAAAUAAAAGCACUGGAGAUUCCUCUCAUUCUCAUCAGUGGAAGCCAAAUGUCGCUACUUCCUCCAUAAAUUAUUUAUGAAAUCCAGGAGGAGGAAUAUUUAAAAAAAAAAAAAAAAAGAAUCUUCGAUCUUUUGUGCAUCCGAUACAACUAGUUAUGCAGAGAAGUUAGGAUUUUGGAUUAUUAUUAUUCUUCUCCCUUUUAUUACUCAUCGUUACAGCAUCAUUUUUCAAACCAAACGGUCUGACAACCAGCUCUCUCGUCUCAGGCUUUUCUUCUGUCUGUCUCGUCCUUGAAGAAAGAAGGCUUUGUUAUCAUCUCUCUCUGUCGGCAUCCAAAGGCUCGGCUCCCACCAGCUGCCCGCUCGCCUCUACUCUCUGUGGUAUUGGAUGCUGAGCACUUGAACAUCACGUGCGUCAGCCUGCUGUUUUGCCUCCAUUCUCUCUCUCUCUCUCUCUCUUCUCGUUUUUAUUUUUUGCGUUUGGUCUUGUGCUCAGAAAGAUAUGAGUAGUUGCUGCCUGGGAUCUGCAAGCUUCUAGGUGUGAAUGACACAAAUAUUUGAAUCUCGACUCAACAACAAUCUACUUCAAGAACAGUUACCUGGCCUAGGAAAUAAAGUUGCAUCUCAUAUUAGCUCUGUCUGUCUGGAGAAAAACAUGCUAGCAAUUUCAGAUCUGUUGAGGUCUUUUGCUUUGAGUUUUAUUUCCAUAUUGUAGUAUUGCCAAGUUGUUGUUGGGGGAAAUGCGAGAUGCAGAGAAGAUUGUUGUGGCUAAACCUGUGCCUUCUAGGCCUUGCUCCAAUCUCAGGUCCUUCUCGGAGCUUCUUGCUGGUGCCAUGAAUGCUUCUCCUGCAACUUCGUUUGCCGAGGCCACGGUGGCCAUCAGGCCAAAGACUGUGAGAUUUAAACCCACAACAAAUGCUGCCUUGGCUGAUGUUUCAUCCUCGGAUGUCAUAUCUAAAUCAGCAGCUUGUAGUUUACCUGAUAAGGCAUCAACUACAACUUCGAAAGCAGAGCAUAAUUCUACUAUCUUAUACAAACCUGUGGCAAAAGUUGUUUCAAGGACUACUGCUGCUCUCUUGGCAAAUCUGGGAAACUUUGACGCCAGUCAUCAACUUACAACUGCAACUGUUUUGGAGCAAGAAAAAAACCAAUUCCAGUGCCUGCCUACUCUCAACUGUCAUCAGGAUUCAUCUUCACACAUGGAAAUGGACCACAUUUAUGAGCCUUCAAAUUCUGCGCCUCCGGCCACGGAACAAGAUGCAAGAAUUCAACAACCGACAACUAGUGGAGAUCGACGUUCUUAUGAUGGGUAUAACUGGAGAAAGUAUGGGCAAAAGCAAGUGAAAGGAAGUGAAUACCCACGAAGUUACUAUAAAUGUACACAUCCAAAUUGUCCUGUAAAGAAGAAGGUUGAGAGAUCUUUUGAUGGUCAGAUAGCUGAAAUUGUCUACAAGGGUGAACACAAUCAUCCUAAACCUCAGCCCCCCAAGCGGCUCUCAUUGGGGUCACAAGGGCAAACUUUUGUUUCUGAAGGGCGUGGGAGGGAGAGUGGUCAUCGCUUGUGGAACGGCCAUCUUGUUGAGGGGAAUGCAUCUGAAGAACAAGUGGAUAAUGACAAUGAAACAAGUUUUCCGGAUACUUCCUCUUUUCUUGGGCAGACACAAUUUUCUCAUGAUCCUCUUCUUGCAACAUCAUAUAAUAGUGUUACCAAGAAUCCUGAUACUACUGGUGGACCUAGUGGGACCUCUGAGGUUGGAGAUGGAACAGCUAGUUUAGACAAUGACAAGCCUAAUUAUAAGAGAAGGAAGACUGAGGAUCAAGUUAGUGGAGCAGGUGCAGUAACAGAAGGUGUUGCAGAGCCUCAUUCUGCAACACAGACUUCCAUAGAAGCUGAUGUCUCAGCGGAUGGCUUUCAUUGGCGAAAAUAUGGACAGAAGGUUGUGAAGGGAAAUUCAUAUCCAAGAAGUUACUACAGAUGCACCACUCCCAAAUGUAACGCGCGUAAGUAUGUUGAGAGGGCAUCGGAUGAUUCGGGAUCUUUUGUUACAACAUAUGAGGGAAAACACAAUCAUGAGAAGCCAACUAGAAAGACAAAUCUAGCUGUUUCUCACCAUGAUGCAGGAGGCCUUAGCAAAUCCAGGCAUAAUUAGAACACAUCAAAAAAGGAAGGGAAAGCAUGGAUUGAAAUUUAUCUGGUGAUCCACCCGACAAGAUGUGAUGUUUCUAAUCAAAAUCAAGCAAUCUUCAACCUGGAAAGAGAUUUGAUGACUAAAGAUGGUUAUUUAUGUUCUUAAAGGCUCUGCGUUGUCGCGACAUAGCAAAAAUGGUUAUCUUCAUCUUUGUUUUAGUUAAUAUUAUUCAGUAUGGCUGGUGUAGACCAAUUAGAAGUUUAGUGCUGCCCAAGCUUAUGAUACUCUGAAUUUCUUUCAUUCAGAAAUAAUGUGAAUGUCUUCAAUGGUUUGCCUUUUCCUUCCCAUUUAACUUGUAUUUUAUUGCUAUUAAAAAAGGCUCUGCUUUCUUACAAAGCUUGCAGUACUCUGCAGUUCUU
Elaeis guineensis (African oil palm) is the source of this 3225-nucleotide messenger RNA. RefSeq names its product WRKY transcription factor 44. NCBI's taxonomy places the organism in Eukaryota, Viridiplantae, Streptophyta, Magnoliopsida, Arecales, Arecaceae. Gene Ontology annotation, biological process: regulation of DNA-templated transcription. The record is from RefSeq and is a predicted model, not a curated record. Gene Ontology annotation, molecular function: DNA-binding transcription factor activity; sequence-specific DNA binding.